AUGAGCGCGGCUGUUGGACCCUAUGCUGUGAACUCUGGUCUCGUCGACGUAUCCCAGGGAGCCAAGGAGGCAACAGUACGCGUGUUCAAUACCAACACUAAAAAGGUCAUUGAAUCCACCUUUCCCCUCGAUGGCAAAGAAGCUGCGGACCAUGGUCAUUUUCCCAUCGAUGGUGUGGCAGGGACGGCGGCGAGGGUGCAGCUCAAGUUCCUCAACCCAGCCGGAUCUCGCACUGGAACACUUUUCCCAACCGGCUCCAAAGUCGAUCGAAUCGAAGGAUUGAGUGUUACUUGUAUCGAUGCCGGCAACCCCUGCUGCUUCGUCAGUUCGGAUGAGCUGGGCGUCGACGGCGCCAUCAGCCCACAGGAAAUCGAGAAUCAUCCUACUUUGGGACAGACGCUCGACAAGAUUCGCCGCGUUGCCGGAUUGAAAAUGGGCCUUGCAGAUUCGGAGGAGAACAUUCCAGGAAGCGUACCCAAGAUUGCUAUAGUGUCAGCGCCAGACGACUCAAAGGAUAACACGCUGGUGGCGCGAGCAAUGUCAGUGGGUCAACCACACAAGGCCAUACCUGUCACUGUCGCGUUGGCGGCAGCGGCAGCGGCUACUGCAAGUGGCACGAUCGUCUCCGAGUGUGUGAAGAUGGGGUCUGAUACUAAUGGCGACAUUACAAUUCGCCAUGCUAGCGGAACCUUGGAUGUUGCCGCAGACUACGAUAGCGAAGGUGCGCUUCAGUCUGCCACCGUUUACAGAACUGCUCGCAGACUUAUGGAAGGAAAGGUUUUCUGGAAAUAA
Messenger RNA from Colletotrichum spaethianum, 792 nucleotides. RefSeq names its product putative isomerase YraM. The transcript has a single exon. Lineage: Eukaryota; Fungi; Ascomycota; Sordariomycetes; Glomerellales; Glomerellaceae. The record is from RefSeq and is a predicted model, not a curated record. The coding region runs from base 1 to 792 and encodes 263 amino acids.